AUGGUCUCCCGGACUGUGUACAACCUGUGCCAUGGCGACCACACCGUCAGCUCGGAAGUCGCGGGUGACUCAACAAAGGCUCCAUACAAGGUCUUCAAGGAUCUGUUCGAUAUUAAGGAUGUCGACAAGAGCCCCGAGCUAAAUGGUGAUUCGAAAGACGCGGAAAGCGAUGAAUUGCGCAAGGCCAAAGAGUGCGGGAAUUGGGGAGGUGCCGAACCGAGUCGGUUGUUUCUGAGGAUCUACCACGACGCGCUCGCUACGCUGAGCAGGAAUCCCCUUGGAGGUGUGGUUUCUCCGCCGCUAAUGGGGAGCAAUGGCGUCGUGCCACUGACGAUUGUCGCGCCCUUGCCGGAUAUUUGCCGGCACAUGGCGAAUUGCAUUGUGCGCGCGGAGAAGGAGGUAUUCCUUGCGACGAACUACUGGAUCUUCUCGGAUGCGUCGACCCUGAUUACGAAUGCCUUGAAGGAGUUGUCGAGGCGCGCGGGAGAGCGCGGGGAGAAGGUCGUUGUGAAGACCCUCUAUGACCGUGGUGAUCCUAAGCAGGUCUGGGAGAACCGUCUUAAUGUGGACGAGAAAAAGUACGCGACUGGGAAGGUCAACCUCCCUGCUCCAGACGAGGCUCCGCAUCUCGAUAUGCAGGUGAUCAACUAUCAUCGCCCGAUCUUCGGGACAUUCCAUGCCAAGUUUAUGAUUGUAGACAGGCGCAUUGGGUUGUUGCAGAGCAAUAACAUCCAGGAUAAUGACAACAUGGAGAUGAUGAUCCGUGUUGAGGGUGCCAUUGUGGAUUCGUUAUACGAUACGGCACUGAUCUCAUGGGGGAAGGCGCUGGAGCCGCCGUUACCAAUGCUGAACUCUCCUGCAGCGGGGGCCCCUCUGUCUGGUGCCCAGGUGCAUGCCAAUGGCGAGUAUGAAGCGGAUGCUUUCCUACCACAGCUGACGACUGAGGAUGAGCAUUAUGAUAAGGACAUCAUGGCCGAAACGAAAAGAGAGAAUGGGUUGCUCAUGCCCGUGGAGGGGGAGUCAUGGGCAAAGCCGGUCACUCGCUUACUUAAUCAUACGCGUCAGAAGUCGACAACGGGCGAUGCGCCCGACGAAGACCAAGAAGACCGGAUGGGGCCCUACAUUCUCACACCACAGCACGAACCAAUCCCAAUGGCCUUGGUAAACAGGGAGCCGUACGGGUCCCCCGAUCAUACCAGUACGGUUGUGCCACAAAACGCAGCAUGGCUGGCCGCGAUCAACCACGCCGAACACUCCAUCUUCAUCCAAACGCCCAACAUGAACGCAGAACCAUUACUAGAGCCUUUGGUCGACGCCGUUCGCCGCGGAGUAACUGUCACUUGCUAUCUCUGUUUAGGCUACAACGACGCAGGCCAACUCCUUCCUUUCCAAAAUGGAACGAACGAAAUGAUCUCCAACCGCCUCUACACCUCCCUCAACACCCCCGAAGAACGAUCCCGCCUACGAGUCUUCAACUACGUCGCAAAAGACCAGACCCGACCCAUCCACAAUAAAUUCAAGAAACGAAGCUGCCACAUCAAGCUCAUGAUCGUCGACGAGGCGGUCGCCAUCCAAGGAAACGGAAACCUCGACACCCAGUCCUACUACCACAGCCAGGAAGUCAAUCUCCUCCUCGACUCGCCGCUUGUCUGUCGGACUUGGCGCGACGCGAUAGAUCGGAACCAGAAUACUGCCAAAUACGGCCUCGUUAGUCCUGACGAUGGGUGCUGGCAUGAUCCGGUGACUGGGGAGCUGCCUGAAGGGUCGAUAGGGCUUGACCCGGGGAGAUUUAGCUGGGCGAAGGGGGCUGUGGGUGUUGUACAUAGAGUUCGGGGGACGGGUGGGUUUUGA
Messenger RNA from Aspergillus mulundensis, 1851 nucleotides. RefSeq names its product IQ calmodulin-binding motif protein. The coding region runs from base 1 to 1851 and encodes 616 amino acids. The transcript has 6 exons. Lineage: Eukaryota; Fungi; Ascomycota; Eurotiomycetes; Eurotiales; Aspergillaceae. The record is from RefSeq and is a predicted model, not a curated record. Gene Ontology annotation, molecular function: catalytic activity.